UUAAAAAGACUUUGUUAAAUCUUCAUCGCAGCUCGCAAGGCACGUUGGAUCCCAUCCUCCCGAAAAAUUUCCCUCUAUAUUCUCCCCCAAUUUUUCUUUCUCUCCAAACAAUCUCCUUUUAAAACCCUAAAUCCUCAAUUUCACCCAUGUCGGUUCCUCCCUCUUCCGCUACACCUCCUGCUUCCUCAUCCUCUUCUCAAUUCACCUACCAAACGACGGCAAAUCAAUCGUAUUUUCCUUUGCCCUUUCAUCUCCAGCAACAGCCCCAACAUUAUGCCUCCGCGCCCCCCUCCGUUUCCGUCGCCCCGGCUCCUGUCUACCCUGCCUCUGUUGCUCCUGUACCCGGCGUCUAUUCUCUCCCUCAAUACCAACAGGCCCAACAGUUAUUUCAAAGGGAUGCUCAAAUAGUUACCCCAGAAGCACUAGAGAGCGUAAAGGCUGCUCUUGCAAGCAGUGAGAUUGAGCACAAAGCAGAAACUAAGAAGAAAGCAAUCCCACGGAAAGCUGCUGGUCAGUCAUGGGAGGAUCCAACGCUUGCUGAGUGGCCAGAAAAUGACUUUCGCUUAUUUUGUGGUGAUCUUGGUAAUGAAGUUAAUGAUGAUGUUCUUUCAAAAGCUUUUGCUCGAUUUCCUUCAUUUAACAUGGCUAGAAUUUUUGUAUGAAGUGCACAGAGAAGUUAUAUAUUUAUGUGUUUUAAGGUUAGGGCUUGAGUAUGGUAUAUUUGACCUGACUUAUGGAGUAGUUUGAGUCAUAGCAGGCUGAAUUGAUUUUGAACUAGUCUGAAUAAGGUUAGUCAACCUAUUAAACUGUUUAAGUUGGAUGCCUACCUCUUGUCUAGCCUUAAAGAGGGGAAAUGGGAAGUGUAUGGUUUUCCCCUUAUCUAUUAGUUUUUAUUGUAUGUCAUUGAACUUGAGAGAGCCUUUUUUUGGUCCGUGAACUACCAUAUCACGUCCCAACCAACAACAAUGUGUAAAACCUUUUGUGCGUUUUCUGGUCUUCUGACUUGAAUAUAGUGGUGCAUUUCCCCUAUAAGCUUAUAUUUGCUCAAUUGCAUUGGAUUAAGAAUUCUCAGUGUCACCUAUACCGUGUGGGGUUUUAAUCGUGCUAAGAAGAGUGAUAAGAUUCAGAUUUGUAAGUAUGCUCAUUUUGAGUUGUUAGUGUGAUAUGAGUUUUUUUUGGCACAUGAAGAUUAAGCUAUGAUGAUCUUCAGGUUUAUUUUGUUUAAUACUGUACCAUUACCGGCAUUACUUUUGCGGUAUAUUGUUUCUUGUAUUUCUGUCUGAGAGCAUGGCAUGCCUUCUGUCAUGCUUAUGGUUGACCUGCUGGGAUUCCAUCUUUGUUCUUUAAAAAAAGGCAGUGAGGGAUCCAUGAGUUCCUAGAAAACAAUUUGAUAACUAAGAUAUUUGUGUGCGCAUAUGUUAUCUUUCCAACAGGUUGUUAGAGAUAAACGGACCGGCAAAACAAAGGGC
Molecule: messenger RNA, 1469 nt
Organism: Gossypium arboreum
Lineage: Eukaryota; Viridiplantae; Streptophyta; Magnoliopsida; Malvales; Malvaceae
Exons: 5
Coding region: 147-662 (171 amino acids)
Molecular function (GO): mRNA binding
Source: RefSeq, a predicted model, not a curated record